UCUUCAAGCCGCUGCCUUAGCACAAUGUCGCUUCCCAAGACCACGAAAGCAAUCCUUGUCCAAAAGACUGGGGGGCCGGAAGUGCUUGCACUGGGAGAAGUCGCUACUCCUACCCCAUCUGCGGACAAGGUUCUCGUCAAAGUAGAAUGGGCUGGCGUCAACUAUGUCGACACCUACAAGAGAGCAGGUGUUUAUACCCUUCCGUUGCCCCUUGUCCUGGGAGAAGAAUGCUCUGGCACAAUUGUGGCGCUUCCGACGUCAGAAUCUGUGCUCAACUCUGAGCAGUACGCUUUGCGUAAUUUCCACGUGGGAGACAGAGUUGCCUGCACUGUGUCAGGUAGCUUUGCCCAGUACGCUGCGGCUUCGUGGGAAAAGUGCUGGAAACUUCCUGUGAAUGUAGAGACGAAGAUCGGUGCCCUCUGUGUCUUACAAGGAUUGACGGCAUUGACAAUGAUCCGAGAGACUUAUACCGUCAAGAAAGGAGAUUACGUCCUUGUGCAUGCAGCUGCAGGAGGUGUCGGUCUGCUACUGUGUCAGGCGUGUUCCUACCUUGGCGCCCACGUUAUCGGCACGGUUUCCACUCUGGCAAAAGCGCAAUUGGCAAGAGAGAAUGGAGCGGAACAUGUCAUCAUUUCGAAGGAGCAAAAUGUGAUCCAGGAAGUCAUGAAGUUGACUGACGGAAAAGGAUGUCAUGUCAUAUUGGACGGAAUUGGCAAAGACACUUGGGAAGAUGACUUUGAAAUGAUCAGGCGCAAGGGCACCAUCGUUACCUACGGCAACGCAAGUGGCGUUGUGCCCCCAUUUGCCCCUCUGAAGCUCGCAGGAAAGAACAUCAAGGUCGCUCGACCAACUCUUGGGAACUACAUCGUCACAGCGGAAGAGUCAGCCGAAUAUUUUAGCUGGCUCUUUGAGCUAAUCGACAAAGGUGUACUCAAGUUCCAUGUGCAUGAUGAGUAUCCUUUCACUGCAGACGGAGUAAGGAAAUCGCAAACCGACAUCACAUCCCGUGGUACGACCGGCAAGCUCGUCAUUAAGGUCGAGUAGUGGCAAAUAAGGACCAAGAAAGAGUCGGCAGUGGGUGCUGGGAGUAGAUGAAGCAGAAACAAUGAGCAAGGAAUUGAUGAUUGUAUGGGGAGACUAUUAAUGGAUGGAAUCAUGAAUCCG
Dacryopinax primogenitus is the source of this 1164-nucleotide messenger RNA. Its product is annotated as NADP-binding protein. The coding region runs from base 25 to 1044 and encodes 339 amino acids. The record is from RefSeq and is a predicted model, not a curated record. Gene Ontology annotation, biological process: cellular response to oxidative stress. The transcript is spliced from 8 exons. Gene Ontology annotation, cellular component: cytoplasm. Gene Ontology annotation, molecular function: quinone reductase (NADPH) activity; zinc ion binding. Lineage: Eukaryota; Fungi; Basidiomycota; Dacrymycetes; Dacrymycetales; Dacrymycetaceae.